GGUUGGCUUAUGUGGCUCCAGAAUCUAGGGUGGUUGGUGCUGGAGAUUUAGUUGACCAUCCUAAGAAAAUAGCUCUUCACUACCUUCAGACAUACUUUGUUAUUGACUUAUUUGUUGCACUUCCACUUCCUCAGAUAAUCAUAUUGUUUGUCCUACCAAAUGACUUGGGUUCAUCAGGAGAAAACUAUGCAAAGAAUCUUUUGCUUAUUGCGGUCAUUGUUCAGUAUUUUCCCAGAUUGUGUAGGUUUCUUCCUAUGCUAAUUUAUCCAACCGGAUUGAUAUUUGAGUCAGCAUGGGAAAAUUUCUUUAUAAAUCUUUUUACCUUCAUGCUAUCUGGUCAUAUUGUUGGGUCAAGCUGGUACCUGUUUGGUUUGCAGAGGGUUAAUCAAUGUCUAAGAGAUGCCUGCAAGAAAGCACAUAUUAAUGAAUGUACAAAAUUCAUUGAUUGUGGGCAUGGAUAUACUAAAGAAUAUCAAAAUGAUACAAAUUGGCCUCUUUGGAAGAACAAUGCAAAUGCAACUGCUUGUUUUACUGAGAAUGGUUUUGAGUAUGGGAUCUAUCUUAAAGCUGUCAAUCUUACUGCAGAUCACAAUGUGAUCACUAGAUAUGUAUAUUCAUCAUUUUGGGGAUUCCAGCAAAUUAGUACUCUGGCUGGCAAUUUAACCCCUAGCUAUUUUGUUUGUGAAGUCCUUUUUACCAUGGCCAUCAUAGGAAUGGGACUCUUGCUUUUUGCUCUUCUCAUUGGAAACAUACAGAACUUUCUUCAGGCUCUUGGACGCAGGAGGCUAGAAAUGUCACUUAGACGACGUGAUGUUGAACAAUGGAUGAGCCAUCGGCGCUUAGCAGAUGAUCUGAGAAGGAGAGUAAGACAGGCUGAACGUUAUAAUUGGGCUGCAACAAGAGGGGUGAAUGAAGAAAUGCUUAUGGAGAAUUUGCCUGAAGACCUCCAGAGAGAUAUCAGACGUCAUCUCUUUAAAUUUGUUAAGAAAGUUCGAAUUUUUGCCUUGAUGGAUGAGCCUAUCUUGGAUGCUAUAUGUGAGAGACUAAGACAAAAAACAUAUAUCAAAGGAAGCAAAAUUCUAUAUAAUGGUGGUCUAGUAGAGAAGAUGGUUUUUAUUGUGCGUGGAAAAUUGGAGAGCAUUGGUGAAGAUGGAAUUGUUCCUUUAUCUGAAGGGAAUGCUUGUGGUGAAGAACUUCUUGCAUGUUGUCUUGAGCAUCCUUCAGUAACCAAAGAUGGUGGAAAAGUAAGGAUUCCAAGACACAGAUUGGUUAGCAAUAGGACAGUAUGGUGCUUAACCAAUGUGGAGGCAUUUUCACUUCGAGCACAAGACCUUGAAGAAGUUACAAGCCUUUUUGCAAGAUUCUUAAGGAGUCCACGUGUUCAAGGAGCCAUAAGGUAUGAAUCCCCUUACUGGAGAUGCCUUUCAGCAACACGCAUCCAGGUUGCAUGGAGAUAUAGGAAGAAACGUCUUAGUCGUGCUGAUACUUCCCAGUCAAAUCAAACAUCAUAGUUUUAGUCUCCCUUUGAUAUUAAAGCUAUUUUUUUUAUAUAUAGGACCGAACAUUGAUGAGGAAGACUGGCGUGGGUGAUCUUCAAGCAGGCGUUUAUGUGUUUCAAUCAGAAUGUGCCUCAGCCUCCGCUGUUCGAAUUCAAG
Messenger RNA from Gastrolobium bilobum, 1655 nucleotides. RefSeq names its product probable cyclic nucleotide-gated ion channel 20, chloroplastic. The record is from RefSeq and is a predicted model, not a curated record. Gene Ontology annotation, biological process: transmembrane transport; monoatomic ion transport. Gene Ontology annotation, molecular function: monoatomic ion channel activity. Gene Ontology annotation, cellular component: membrane. The coding region runs from base 255 to 1511 and encodes 418 amino acids. The transcript has 10 exons. Lineage: Eukaryota; Viridiplantae; Streptophyta; Magnoliopsida; Fabales; Fabaceae.